Molecule: messenger RNA, 2525 nt
Organism: Oncorhynchus keta (chum salmon)
Lineage: Eukaryota; Metazoa; Chordata; Actinopteri; Salmoniformes; Salmonidae
Product: CD9 antigen-like
Exons: 8
Coding region: 250-936 (228 amino acids)
Cellular component (GO): membrane
Source: RefSeq, a predicted model, not a curated record
CAUUCAGAGAAAAAGAGCAGGACAGGACAGACCGACAGCCGCUUGGUCUCGCUCUGGGGUGGACCGCUACACGCGCACGAGACGCGGCAGAGCAGCGGCAGAGAAAGACUCAGCGGAGAACGGAUUCCUCUAUGUGUACUGUACACCAUAAUAAUUAUUAGUAUUACAAUUGUCGUUUGGCGGGUUCGUUGUUAAUAACCGUUUAGCGGGAGAGUAGAGGAGAACUGUGCCGCUGUAACUAGAGUCGCUAUGGCCGCUCUAUCAGGAAGUGAGAUGUGCGUCAAAUACCUGAUGUUCGCUUUUAACCUGAUUUUCUGGCUUGCAGGUACAGGAGUGCUGGCUAUAGGGUUGUGGUUGAGGUUUGACCCAAAGACCAGAGGGCUGUUUGAAGGAGCAGAAUCUCCCCAUAUCUUCUUCACAGGUGUAUAUAUCCUCAUAAUUGCAGGGUCAUUAAUGAUGGUUGUUGGGUUCCUGGGAUGCUGUGGAGCGAUUCAGGAGUCACCGUUUAUGCUGGGGCUGUUCUUCUUCUUCCUCCUCAUCAUAUUCGCCAUCGAGGUCGCUGCUGGAAUCUGGGGGUUCUCCAACCAAAGCAAGGUGGUUGAUGACAUCACUCAGUUCUACUUGGAGACAUAUCAGAACUACCAGAACACUUCACAGGACACACUGAGAGAGACACUCCGUCUCAUACAGACUGGGUUGGACUGCUGCGGACCAACAGGUUCCUUUGGGGACUUUGCCAAAGACACCUGUCCCCCAAGAGAUGGGCUGGACAGCCUCAUCACCAAGAGCUGUCCUGAUGCUAUAGAUGAAGUGUUUGACUCCAAGCUGCACAUCAUAGGAGGAGUGGGCAUCGCUAUUGGAGUCAUCAUGGUGUUUGGGAUGAUCUUCAGCAUGCUGCUCUGCUGUGCCAUUAGGAAGUCACGGGAGAUCGUCUGAUGAUGUUAUCAUUACCAUGACGAUGCCUUUUAAUGUUGCAUGAUGUCAUUCCUAGUCACAUGACUUUUGUUUACUUGUUGAGAAAGGUCGGCCUGAGAGCUAGCAGCUGCCAACCCACUGCCAACGAGUACUUUAGAUCCCCUAACCUCUGUAACAAGGAUCUGCUACACCUGGUGAUCCAGGGGAUUAGCCUGAGGACGGUGCUGCACAGAAUCACCCUGUAUCCUAAACAUCUACUCAUGAAGUGAUCUAAGUUAGCAAAUAUGUGCAGUGCCUUUCUCAGGCUGAUCCUCUCUAACAUGGAAUCUGUCCAGUGCUAAGGUCGAACCUCAUAAACCAUCAUUGUGAUGUCACUGUUCACUGAUUGGCCCUGUGAGAAACUGGUUCAGGAAGUGAAAUAAACAUAACACAUUUGUGAUUUAUGAUGAAUUAAGAGAUCUAUGAAUAGUAGUCUAGAGGUGUCAUAAACAAAUGUUUUUGUAAUAUGAACAGACUUUCAAUUACCACAACUGCUCAAUGAUUUAAAUUAAACUAUAGAUGAAAUAAUGUCAUGACAAUGUAAGCAACAUAUAUUCUAUUAAUGAUUGUAAUAAUAUUGUAUUGUGAUCACAUUUCUACCAAAAUAACAUCUGAAGGACCAGGGGCGGUCCUAAGACAAUUCCCUAUAGCAAAGGCACUCAAUCUAUACCAUUCCUUAGCAAGAGCCAAUGAAAUCAGCACAUUGUGACAAGUUCCCAAUGAUAUUGCAGGCUGUGGUCUGUGGUGAACAUGGUUCUAAGUGUUAUAGAGGAGCAGCUUGGUCGCUCCAGUAGAGUACAAGAACCCCUCUUUCUCUUGAUCUCUCUCCCUCUCACACUCUCUCUCCGUACUCUCUUUCUCUACCCAAUUUGAAAACGCCUUGAAGUCUCUGACUCUUUUUAUAAAGUUGAUUUUUAUUUGUGACCAAGUUUUUGGUGAGUUGUAGUCAGUUUUACAGUAUAUUUAGAUCUCUGUCAGAUUACAGUGACUUUUAUAACAUCCAUGCCAUUUCACACUGGUCUGGUUGGUUGGUGCACCAAAACAAAUGAGCCAAAUAAACUGUAACCUCUGAUCCUAAUUCUGGUCGUGUGUGUGUGUGUGUGUGUGUGUGUGUGUGUGUGUGUGUGUGUGUGUGUGUGUGUGUGUGUGUGUGUGUGUGUGUGUGUGUGUGUGUGUGUGUGUGUGUGUGUGUGUGUGUGUGACUGAGAGAGUAAAACAUGUUAGUCAGCUUUCACAGCUUCCUGCUACUGUGGAAAAUAACAACCUGAUCUCAUUAGCCUCCUUCUUUUAUCUCUCUCUCUCUCUCUUUCUCUCUCUGUAAUGAGUUACACGCACGUGUGUGUAGUUAGAGUUCAACUUGAGUGUUUAGUUUAGAUCCAUGUGGUUGGCUGAACCUCAGCCUUGGUAACAGUUGUUAAGGCUGGAACCGGUAAGACAGUUGGGCGUCAGCCUCCACAACCUUAUAAAAGACCACACAUCUGUGUGUGUGUGUGUGUGUGUGUGUGUGUGUGUGUGUGUGUGUGUGUGUGUGUGUGUGUGUGUGUGUGUGUGUGUGUGUGUGUGUGUGUGUA